CCGGUCACAUGACGGCGACGGCGGAAGAGCGCGAGCGAUCAGUCGCGACGGUACUCGCGCGCCGAACGCCGCCGCCGUCGUCGACGCCGAGGCCGACGCUGACGCCGACGCCGGUCGCACCAUGCUCGCGGGCGCUCUGCUGGCCGUGGCCGCGGCGGCGCUGCUGGCCCCGGCGCCACUCGCCGCCCGAGUUCGUCAGAUCCAGUGUGCCUGUUCGCCUGGUUGUCCACACGAUACUUGCACAACAGAAUACCAGUGUUAUACUCAGUAUAUGCAUGAUGAAUUGAAGCCUCUUGCUCAUGGUUGCUUGCGACGCCGAACCGUGAAGCGCUUGUGGAAGAAUCGCAGUCAAGGCGAAAUGACGCUGUCACUUAUGGAUGUUCCAAGCACUUGUUGAAGGUUGGCUGCGUCUAUGCCGCCUAAGACUGCUACUGGGUUUUCAAGCUAUGUUUUUCUCUAAGCUUCAAUAACACAUAGUUGUAAGGAUAUUAAAAGAAUUCAGUGUCAAAGAUAUAGCUUGACACUUGACAAAGAAAUUACAUUAAAUUUGUAUCUGACUAAAGUUUGGAAAAUACAUGAAAGUAUUAGAAAUUUUAUCAUUCAUGGCACAUUCAGAAUGCAGAGAAAGACAUUUCAGUAGGAAUUUUGGAAUUUAUUUACAUUUAAUAAGUAGAAUUGUUGCAAAUGCUAGAGUAGGAAUUAAUUUUUAUUGCUCUCAUACAUGACGCCUGUGACAAAGACAAAAAUAGAGAAAUCCUAUAACCACCAUUUCAAUCCCGACUAGUUAUCUGAUAUUCUCCUGUAACAAAAUUCUAUUGUGGGAGUAGCUUGACAGAGGUCAUGAACCUUGGAAAGUAAUGUGUUUCUUUUAGGCCAUAUUCAAAAACUACAUUUUUCUAUAAAUUAUCACUAAUGACACUCCCUGGUUGCCAUUCUCUUGACAUCCUCAGAUAUAUAUCUUUAUCCUAGACACAAGAACGCAUUAAUCCAUUUAUUUACCAGAAUAAAUUUGUUUAAAUAAUUAAUGCUUGAGUUGUCGGGCAGAAUUAUAUGGUGUGAAUGUGUGUGUGUGGGGAGGGAAUGAAGAUUCCAUCACGACAUUGAUUCAACAUAAGUCAUGUCUGAAUAAUUUUACCUUUUUGAGAUAAUGAAAAGCAUGUAUGUUUACGACUACGAUAAGUGCCACAUGUCAUUUAUUUUUCAGACCUUCCAAUAAAUAUAUUUUUUAAAAUGUGGAAAUAAAAAAUUAAAGUAGAAUAAAACAAAGACACAUUUAAUAUUUUCUCACCUCUUCAAUAACAACAACAAAAACAAUAACAAUAAUAAUUAUAAUAAUAAUAAUCAUAAUUUUUUGUUUAUUUGAUUGUACUUUUGUAUGAAUGGAAACUUAUUAUAAAGAUUUAAAGAUAUAUAAUAAUUUAGUCAUGUGAAUACAUGCAUAUACCUAGAAGUAUUUUUGUAUUUUCUAACUGGCAAAUUAGUGUUCUAAUUUCACUGUGUAGAUGGUGGUUCUACCAGAACUGAUUAAAAUUUAUGAAGUCAAAUCAGUAGUUGAAUCUACUUGGUAAAAUAAUAUUUGUAUCGAUGCAUACAAGCAGCAAUUCUGUGGAGGAACAGGAGCCAUGCCAUUAAUGGCAUGCCAUUAAUGGCAUGGCUCCUGAUUUUGGUAUCAUAAUACAUCUGUUUCUAAACAAAAACAUUAAUGUAGAGAUAACAAUUAAAAAUAUUGUAGUGCAGAUAACCUUGCUAAAAGCAUCUUAAAUUGGAAAAUAUGGUGGAAAAAUUAUUACAAGUAUUUAUAAGAAAUUUUGGAACUUCAAUUUUUAAUUACAUCUCAAAACAAUUAUAUGUUAAAGGAGCAUAAUUUUGUGUAUUUCUUGCUUCAAUGUGCAUACUGUCAUUAGUACACAGCUUUCUCAUAAUGAAAUAUUAAAUUCUGUAUGGUUAACAAUGAUUUAAAUAUAAAAUAAUUCAAACUCAUGUUUCAUUUCUGUCAAGGAUAAACAUUUCUGAAAUAAUAAUUGUUGGCAGAUACUUAUUUUUGGAGCCAUUAAUUGUGUGUUACAGGCACAGUUUUGUGGUAAUAUUGUCAUUUCCUCUUCUCACAUGAUAGAUUCAAAUUAGCAGCAAAGGUAAAAGCAUUCUAUUCAUCAUAGAAUGAAUUCAUGGUUGCACAUUUUAAAAUGAAAUGUUAGUGUUUAUUAAUUAUUUACUAUAUAACACAAGUGUUACACAAUGUGAAGAUUCUUUCAAUUUGGGUUACUCUUUUAUUCACAAUGAAUGGUAAUUGCAUUGUGAAGUUCCUACCCAUGUGCUAAAAAAAACAUUAAAUUUUUAUGUAUUGGUACUAUGUAAUUGUGUGUGAACAUUGAAUGUUGUGAUAUGAACACAUUUGGGAAAGUAGAUUUUCCUGUGUUUGAAAAAAGAAAUUGUCACUUGUUUGUUUAAAAGCUUAGGUACCUUCAAGAGAAGUAACAAAUGCAGAAACAGUUGAAUUUCUCUUAAAGUUAUCUCCUCUAACAUAAUACUUCACUGUAGCAACAACUAUGCAUGGAACUUGGAGUCAAAGUUUAGGGGAGCAAGUGAAAAAUUCAUUCAAUCCAAUUAGUAUGAAGUAAAAGAAUUAUUUUAGAUUUCACGGGACAUGAUUUUUUACUAUCAUUAUUAAUAUUAUUGUUAUUGAUUUUACCUUUUUUUGCAAAAGCAUGUGCAACGAGAAAAUUCUCACUGCAGAAAAAACGCUCACGUGUCAGUUGGUGCCAAUUUCAUGCACCGUGAAUCAUAAACCAAAGAAUCAUAAUCCAUAGAUGUGAUGUGUGCUUUAUCCCCUGCCAAGAUAUAGCUACUAACGCUUGCCAAAAUUGAGCUGAACUAUCAACUCCAACAAGUCUGAUAGCUGACAUCCAGCAGCUCUUGCUGCUGUUUACUGGUAGCAUUACAUGUGUCACAUCUAAGAAAUUUUCAAAUAUUAUUUUGUGGAAUUGGAUGGGGAUAUUUUUUAUUAUUGUUUCUUUCACACAGUUCCACUAAUUGGUAAUUAUUUGAUGGCAAUACAAAAAGUUGUAAAAUGCAAUCAGCCUUUAAUAUUAAUAUAUUUUUUUCAAUUUUAGAGGUUUGUCAACAUUUAAGAAUGGUCAAAACAUUAGGUGGAGAAACUGCCCCCUUGGCUCUCUUGCUCCUCCUUAACUUACACAUAUGGCAGUAAGCAUUACAUAAUGAAAAACAUUCUAACGAUAACAGAAAAGUAAAUAUAUAAAGGAAAAUUAACUGGUGAGCUUUUCUUGCAGAAAUCAGGAACAUAUUUUUAUCAAUGCAAGAGAACAUUCAUAAUUUAUUAAAUGUAAGUGAUGAUGCUUAUCAGUUGAAGCUAAUUCUAGAGAUUGCACAUAUUAUUGUGCGCAGCAGAAAACUGUAACUUUUUACUUGAAGAAAAAGAAAUGCAUUAUUGAAGAAAUAAAAAUAAUAAAAUAUCUCCAAUUUCCUUUCGACCUGAAAAUAUAUAGAUUUUUAUAGAAAUUUAUUUCAUCAGAAAAUAAACAAAUGAAGAAUUAUGUAAAUGAUUUAAU
Molecule: messenger RNA, 3566 nt
Organism: Gryllus bimaculatus (two-spotted cricket)
Lineage: Eukaryota; Metazoa; Arthropoda; Insecta; Orthoptera; Gryllidae
Source: the annotation of a GenBank genome assembly